AUGUCUAGCAGAGACUCACCCUCCAACCUUCCACCCUAUGCACCAGGGCCACGACCAGGCCAGAGAACUGUGGUGCGACCUCUCAACCCAAGAUACGCUGCAUCCGUUUCAGACACCGAAUCGAUUACCAGCGAUGACUCUUUACGAGAUUCUGGCUCUUCCCGUGCUUCAAUUUCCUCGGCAUCGAGUAUAAGCGGGGAUGACGAACAAGAACUCACACAGGGUCUCAAUAAUCUGACUCUUGUCAACACUGGUACCCCUGCUUUGCAAUGCAAGCCACAUGGGUCUAAGAAGGAGGCUGAAGAGAAACCAGCCGCUAACGGGGAUGCUUCCAAAUCUCCCAACCCUUCCGCCUUGCCAAAAAAUAAACCAGAUACAACAUCCAAAGCAGACCCGAAUAACGAUCAAGCCUCUGAGAUCUUGGGGGGGUUGCUUGGUAAAAGGUCGUAUGAUUCCGAAGUGGCUAGAACCGCUGGAAAUGAGACACUUGCUUGCUUCCCGAUAAUGUCAGGGCUUAAACCAUCGACGAAAUUCACAGCACCAUCACAAGUGACCAUCGAUGUUUCUGCCUGGCAGGCGGGAGUUCAGGUCAAGACGCACGGCCAUAACCACGGAAAGCAGGCAAGUUCCUUCAAUGGGCCGAGCGGUAAUGAUGGUGCCAGAGUCCCACCUAUCUAUCCUAAUCACGUCAAACCACCUGGUGAAUGGGGUAACAGAAAUCGACAAGGCGAUGAUGGUCCUGACGAGAGUAGCUGGGGCCGCGAAAACCGUGCCCUCCGGACGAAAAAGAGAAUUGCUUGUCCGGCUGCCAAGGGAGACCCAUUCAAUAAUCGAGCUUGUUUAGGCGUCUCUUUCCCCAAUCUUGCCAAAACAAGACAACAUCUGAGUUGCGCUGCCCACUUUGCUGUCGAGAAAACUCCACUACUUCCAGAUGAAAUCCGUGAUCCCAACGGUUGGGACGAGAUCAUGGCUUAUAUCUAUCCUGAGAAAGUUACCCCCUCGAGUGAUGAGGAUUUCCACCCAACAAUGGAUAUAAUCGAAAAAUGGGGAACGGGCCCAGGAAGGCCAGACUUCAGGUCCACAAUCAUACGUCUUCUCAAGCGUGCCGUCUAUGAGCCAGGCUACGGAGCGAAUGUCAUUAAUGAACUCGAAGCUAUUGACCCUAGUACAAAAGAAGAUCAUGACACAAACCAACCUUUGUCUUCUUUCUAUUCUUCUCUAUCGGACAUCUCGAGCUUUCAAUCUGGAGUCGGCACAGCCAAUUCUUCGCUAUUUGUCCCACACACAGGAUAUCACCUCAACAGCCCCGUCAACUCGGAACCAUCUCAGACUUUCGCAUCGACCUCUAUGAACACACCAAUCAGCGGUAGUAGCGGCUCCGCUUCUGCUGUUCUCCCUAGCUAUAAUUCCGGAGCCCUCCCAGGCACUACGAGUUUUGGCAACCAUAAUUUCUCGGGCUUUGCUGGCCAAUCAAACCUUAUGGAUACAAAUAGAUGCUCUCCUGAUGUUCCAGAUCUCCACAAUCAGGUUGACAAUGAGAUGCGAAUGAGUCCUAUGGGUGGCCCUUCUCCAGACAAACAACUACAAAUGUAUUUUCGGGGUUCAAGCCUUAACCCUCCUCAGCUCCAAAACGACCUCCUUCUCGGAUCCGAUGUCACUUACGUUGAAUACUAUCUGAAAUCCGCGGACCCCAACUUCUCCUUUGAAACCUAUCCUCUAAACAUCGUCAACAACCCAACAAGACCGAUUCCUAUCGGCUCCCUCGACCACCUCCGGGCAAUUUACCACGAAUUCAACAAGCUUUUUCCUCGACAAAACAUGGUAUUUCAGCUUCUCUACUAG
Messenger RNA from Orbilia oligospora ATCC 24927, 1842 nucleotides. RefSeq lists its product as uncharacterized. The record is from RefSeq and is a predicted model, not a curated record. The transcript has 4 exons. The coding region runs from base 1 to 1842 and encodes 613 amino acids. Lineage: Eukaryota; Fungi; Ascomycota; Orbiliomycetes; Orbiliales; Orbiliaceae.